GAUCACGGUUAUCUCUUCAUUUCACACUACACUCUCGCGAUUCCUCACUCAUCCCUCUGAAUGCUUCAUCGGCGGCGCUAUCAGCCGUGCACCGCCGUCUCACGGAACCUCCAUUGCACUCUACUUCCAUCGGCCUUGCUCGCAUCACUCCCUUCUGUCGCACCCCUUCCCGGUUCUUCUUCGUCGCACCCCUUCCGUCGGCCUUGCUCGCAUCGCUCCCUUUCGAACCCUAAUGUGCGUUUCUCUCUUCGAUCUCGCCAUGUUUGCUCUUUUCCACUGUGUUUCUCUCUUCGAUCUUGCCUCAGCUAUGCAGUUCCUGAAUGCAUUGACUAGUUUCAUUUUUAUUGCUGAGGAAGAGGAGGAGGAAGUAGAGAUAGAGUAUGUAGAAGGUUAUGAUGAACUUAAAGAGGAAGAUGACAUGGAGGAUUUUGUUAAUUUUAGAUACAUUUCAAUUCUAUUUUUAUGUAUUAGUCUAUUAUUUUUCUUAUAUGUUGGAGGUGAAAAGUUGUGCAUGUGGAGUUGGAGCUCUGUGGUUGAGUUUAGAAAAAUGAAAUAAACUAGGAAAUGAACGCAUUUGAAAAUCAAAAGCAUAACAGAAUUUUCUAAUGCAGCUGGAAUCUCUGAAGAUGAAGAGGCAGAAGCAGCUGCUCAGAGAAGGGUGAAACAGAAGAAUAAGUUAGCUUCAAUAAAAUCUGAGAAGGAUUCUGUUGAUCUUAAAUCAAAGAAGGCAAAGGUCCUUGUUGAGAGUAAGAAGAGUCCUCAGGAGUUUGCAGAGCAAAUUGUUGAAGAGGCACAUGUAUAUAAUGGCUUCAAUCUAGUUUGUGUUGAUAUUUGCAGCUUCAAUCUAGGCUGCUCAGAAAGGUAUAAUGAGUGUAUGGGACAAAGCUGAUAUCAUAAAGUGUAUAGGACUCAAUUGGAGGAUUAGUCUUAGCAUGAGUGAUCCAAAUCUUGUUCCACUUCUUAUCCAGGGGGUAAAACGCAUGAACCUGAUUGCUCGUGCUGCUGAGUCAAUUGCUGAUGGGGAUCUAGUGAAUGUACAGAUUCGAAGAUAUCGACAGUGGGGAUCUGACCUUGAUUAUUUUAAUGGUAGCUGCUGCAGCUUCAUUAGUACUGGGGAUAAAAUCUGAGGCAGGAGGUCUUGUUUUUAGAUAAUGAGAUUGCCUUCAAUGAGGCUAUCAUUGAAGAAAGAGAGCAAGGCAUUCAAGAAAUUCAGCAGCAAAUUGGUGAAGUAAAUGAAAUUUUUAAAGAUCUUGCUGUGCUUGUGCAUGAACAGGGAGCUAUGAUUGAUGAUAUUGGGUCCAACAUUGAGCAGUCUCAUGCAGCAACUGCACAAGCAAGAUCGCAACUUGCUAAAGCUUCAAAGACUCAAAGAUCAAAUUCUUCUUUGGUCAGAGGUUUCAUUUUCUGUUGGGUCUUGCCUCCUUCCUCAUCCAGACAAGGCAUCAGGCAUAGCUGCCUUAGACAUUAAGAAGCUUAAAGAUGCAGGUAUUUGCACUGUUGAAUCUGUUGCUUACACUCCUAGGAAGGAUCUGUUGCAAAUUAAAGGUAUCAGUGAGGCUAAAGUUGACAAGAUUAUUGAAGCAGCUACUAAGUUGGUGCCUAUGGGUUUUACUAGUGCGAGCCAGCUCCAUGCUCAGCGGAUGGAGAUCAUCCAGAUAACAACUGGAUCAAGAGAGCUUGACAAGAUAUUGGAAGGAUAUAUGGUGUGGCCCUGGAAUUGGAUUCGCAUCAGAUCAUGCUUCUGCUUCUGUGGAUUGUGUGGUGGCAAGGAAGAAUGCUUCUUCAAGAAGGAACCUUGAUGCUGUUGAGAGAGCAACACAUAGGGAAGAGUGUAGAUCGGAUAUAGUAAGGUAGACAUCCUCUGCUCAGAAAGUGGGAAGCAGCGAAUAAUUUUGAUGGACCAAGAAUCUCAAGAAGCAAGUAUAUUGCCAUCAUCACUAAGAAGUUCAAGAAAGAAUGAAGCUAUCCAUAAAUUAGGAUAUUGAAUCUUGAUGAGUCCACUAGUAGUUAUUUGUCAUCUAAUGUAUUUAGAUUGUAUUAUUGUAUGGAAAUAAUUGCUUCUUAUUAUAAAGAAAGCGUUUUGUACUCACUGGUGUGUUUUUCUAUUUAUACCAUCAAUAAAAAUUUGUAUUUAUUAAAUUUA
Molecule: messenger RNA, 2143 nt
Organism: Arachis ipaensis
Lineage: Eukaryota; Viridiplantae; Streptophyta; Magnoliopsida; Fabales; Fabaceae
Source: RefSeq, a predicted model, not a curated record